This is a messenger RNA of Thlaspi arvense, 4676 nucleotides long. The record is from the annotation of a GenBank genome assembly. Lineage: Eukaryota; Viridiplantae; Streptophyta; Magnoliopsida; Brassicales; Brassicaceae.
GCGGGUUAAUAAGGAAAUAGUCAAACCCGGUAUUGUGUGGCGAGCAACAGAAAUUGCGUCUUCUACACAGUUCUCAAGCAUCAAAACAGGGUUUUUGCUAGGGUUUUAAGUUUGGCUGCUCUGACUGAUGCCAUCGACCCUUAUUAUUCCCACUCAGUAAAUCUCCAUAGAAUCCGAGCUCAAGCUUUACAUAAUGGUCCCUACCAAUGGCGCCAAGGUUCUUCGCUUGUUGACUCGUCGAUGUCUCUCCUCAACGCUUGUACAAGAUUUUGCCAAUCAAAAACUCAGGGGAGUAGCUGUUGGGAGUUUUCGGAGAUUGACUACAGGUACUGGCAAUCCUGCCAAAGUGAUUGGGGAUUGCGCUUCGAAAUCUGGGCAUGAUCGGAAAUGGAUCAACUUUGGAGCUUUUAAUUCUAAUUUUGUUCCAACAAGGUCUAUUCAUGGAACAGGUUCUUCAUCUAUGUCCUAUAAGGAUUACUAUGAACUUCUUGGAGUGAGCAAGAAUGCUCCGGAAGGUGAAAUCAAGAAGGCUUAUUAUGGGCUUGCUAAGAAACUCCAUCCUGAUAUGAAUAAAGACGACCCAGAAGCUGAGAAGAAGUUCCAGGAAGUCUCAAAAGCAUAUGAAAUUUUGAAAGAUAAGGAGAAGCGUGACCUGUAUGACCAGGUUGGUCAUGAUGCAUUUGAGCAAAAUGCUAGUGGUGGCUUUCCAGGUGAUGCAGGCUUCGGUGAAGGGUUUAAUCCAUGGGACAUCUUCGGACCGAACUUUGAUAUCUUCAACCGGAGGCAAGAAUUCGGAGGUCAAGAUGUCAAGGUUCUCCUCGAGCUUUCUUUUAUGGAAGCUGUUCAAGGAUGCUCCAAAACUGUGUCUUUUCAAACCGAACUGGCUUGCAAUACUUGUGGUGGACAAGGAGUUCCUCCUGGUGCCAAACGUGAAAAAUGCAAAGCCUGUAAUGGCUCUGGGAUGACAUCAAUGAGAAGUGGUAUAUUAAGCAUCCAAUCAACUUGCCGGAAGUGUGGUGGAGCUGGUCAAACGUUCUCAAGUGUUUGCAAAUCCUGUAGAGGGGCUAGAUUGGUUCGAGGACAGAAGACAGUGAAAGUCAAUAUUGAUCCAGGGGUUGACAAUAGCGAUACCUUAAAGGUGGCAAGGGCGGGUGGGGCUGAUCCUGAAGGUGACCAACCUGGAAAUCUUUAUGUUAUUUUCAAGGUUCGUGAAGAUCCUGUGUUCCGCAGAGAGGGAUCAGAUAUCCAUGUGGAUUCUGUUCUCAGUGUAACUCAGGCCAUUCUUGGAGGAACCAUUCAAGUUCCAACUCUCACCGGUGAUGUUGUCGUGAAGGUCCGUCCUGGAACCCAACCUGGUCAGAAAGUAGUGCUAAGAAAUAAAGGUAUUAGAGCAAGAAAGUCGACUAAAUUUGGGGAUCAAUACGUGCAUUUCAACGUCAGCAUCCCAGUAAAUAUAACGCAGAGACAGCGUGAACUACUUGAGGAAUUCGUUAAAGAAGAACAAGGUGAUUGUGAGCGUCGCACGGCUUCUGGAUCUUCCCAGUGAAAAAAAAAAGGAGCAAUUUUUAUGGCUAUAUCAGAAAAUUGUCGAUCAUCAGUAUAUCAAUCAGACAUGAUUGCUAUUUAUAUUGUGUAGGAUUAGUAAAAGUAUUGUUUUGAUUUUCCUUUUAAUUAUAUUUUUACGUUGCUAGAAGAUAAAAAGAAGAACAAACGUGCGAUAUUAUUGCCAGUUCUUUGCUUCUCAAAGUUUCGAGGUCUAUAGAUACUGUUCAUCUUUUCAUUGUCGUCGCAGAACAACACUUUUUGUCAAUGUCAAGUUUUUAAGUAUCGGGAAUUUUUGCAGCUAACAUAUUUUCGUAAUAAGUGUUUUCUAACUUCACGAAAUAGAAUUGUAUAACUUUAUCAUUAAUGUGGAAUGUUUACAUUUAUCUGAAACCAAUUCGGUUACCUGCAACAUUACUAUCGGUUUUACAGAAGGAAACAAAUUAUUUGAAAAGAUAAUGGUAAUGUUUUUAAUUCUAAAAGUAACAAGUUCCUUUUUCUGAACACAAUUCUCUGGAUACAAAUCAUACAAUGAACAUGGAAGGUCGCAUACGGACAUCGAAUCUCCACUAUCUCCCGCCAUAUCACACAGCAACAACACUAAAGAGAAACGAAAAGAAAAAGGAGACGUGGUUCCUUCUUCUUGUCAUUUGUCGGAAGAAUCGUAAUGGAGUUGCCAGUUGUAGAUCUGUCGCGUUACCUACAGUUCUCGGACGGUGAGUCGGUUUCUGGUCUGGGUACUGACCUUCUUGACUCGUGCCGAGAGGUGAGUCGGAUCCUAAAGGAAACCGGAGCUCUACUGGUCAAAGAUCCGAGAUGCAGCGCUCAAGACAACGAUCGAUUCAUUGAUAUGAUGGAGACGUAUUUCCAGAUGCCCGAUGAUUUCAAGCGGUUGCAAGAGAGACCUAAUCUGCACUAUCAGGUUGGUGUGACACCGGAAGGAGUUGAAGUUCCGAGAAGCUUGGUUGAUGAAGAGAUGCAAGAAAAAUUCAAGACAAUGCCCAAAGAAUACAAACCACACAUUCCUAAAGGACCAGAUCACAAGUGGAGGUACAUGUGGAGAGUAGGUCCUCGUCCAUCAAACACACGCUUCAAGGAGCUCAACUCUGAGCCCGUCAUACCAGAAGGUUUUCCGGAAUGGAAAGAAGUAAUGGACUCAUGGGGUUAUAAGAUGAUAUCAGCUGUGGAGGUAGUUGCUGAAAUGGCAGCAAUCGGGUUUGGUUUGCCCAAGGAUGCAUUUACAUCACUCAUGAAGCAGGGUCCUCAUCUUCUUGCUCCAACGGGAAGUGAUCUUAGCUGUUACAACGAGGAGGGCACGAUAUUCGCAGGAUAUCACUAUGACCUCAAUUUUCUAACAAUUCAUGGAAGAAGUAGGUUCCCUGGUCUAUACAUUUGGUUAAGGAAUGGGGAAAAAGUUGCGGUUAAAGUUCCCGUAGGCUGCCUCUUGAUUCAAACCGGAAAGCAGAUAGAAUGGUUGACUGCUGGAGAAUGCAUCGCCGGAAUGCAUGAAGUCGUUGUUACGAGCAAGACUAUGGAUGCAAUCAAAUUAGCAAAAGAACAAAACCGAAGCCUAUGGAGAGUUUCCUCGACUUUGUUUGCCCACAUUGCCUCUGAUGCCGAGCUGAAACCUUUGGGACAUUUUGCGGAAUCAUCACAGGCAAGCAACUAUCCGGCGAUACCUGCGGGAGAGUACGUUGAACAAGAGCUCUCUGUGAUCAAUCUAAAAGGAAAGAAGGGAUUUUCAUAACUUUCCUACUUCAGUCACAAACCAGUUGCUUCCUCCUGAUUCUGAAGCUUUGAAGCCUCUGCUUUUUGUUGAAGUCGGUUGAAUUUGGGGCUUCUACUUGUUUUAUUUAAACGUUUCAAAUGUUUCUUUAACCAUAUUGUUGGCUAGCCACAUCAGUCAAAACCAAAUCUCCAAGUCAUUAUACACACGAUAUCACAAUUUGGUUAACUAUGCGCCUACUUAUAUGACAGUCUCUUACACGGUUUAGCUUCGUUGUCAUAAUCGAAAAAAGAUUGUAUGUGUGUAUAGUGAAUCAACACAACUCAGAUCAGUAUAUAUCUGUGACUCUUUCACCUCUAUCAUCAACAGCUUACAUACAAAGUAGACACAUUAUUUAUGCAGUCAAAACAGAGGAUAAAAUCAAGUCACAAAGAACGGGAAGAAAAAAAAGAAGAAGAGAGAAGAUGAUUCUAUGAUGUUCCACAACAACCCUUUCCUUUAGUUUCAGUCUCUUCUCCAGGAACAACGAUCUUGGUUCCUUGAAGGAGUGAAGAGUCCCCUCCAGAUUCUCCCUCCUCAUUGGCAACAAGAUUCUUUUUGCUCACUAUUCGGUAGAUUUCAGUCAGAACCGUGAGAAAAGAUAGCUCGACAUUGAUCGAAUCCAGUGCUGAUGUCUCCAUGAAGAAGAGGUUCUCUCUUUGAGCAAACUCUUUGGCAUCCUCGAUUGGCACAGCUCGAAGCGUGCCGAGAUCAGUCUUGUUACCUAUGAGCAUAAUCACAAUGUUUUUGUCCGCGUGCCCUCUCAGCUCUUCUAACCACCUCGCAACAUGAUCAAAAGACUGUCGUUUUGUUAUGUCGUAAACAAGCAUUGCACCUACUGCACCUCUGUAGUACGCACUCGUCACCGCUCGGUACCGUUCUUGACCAGCAGUGUCCCAUAUCUGAGCUUUGACAGUUUUUUUAUCGAUUGUAAGUGUCCUCGUCUGGAACUCGACGCCGAUCGUUGCCUUGGAUUCGAUACUGAACUCGUUCCUAGAGAAUCUAGCGAGAAGCUGAGAUUUUCCAACCGCAGAGUCGCCAAUCAAGACUACCUUGAACACAUAAUCGAUCUUCUGAUUGAAAUUGCUCUGAAGAUUUGACAUCCUUCCCUGCUCUCCCCCCUAAAAUCGGAGCUUUGUAGAGCUCGAAGAGGCGAUCGAAUGAACUUCAGAGACGAAGAAGAGGAUUUAGCGCAAGAUCUGUUGAAUCAUCUGAUGAGAGACAGAGGAGACGAGAUCUAGUUGGGUCAGCACGUUAGAGAGAAUGACCGGGAAAAUUGUUUGACCGAUUAUAAAAGCAGAAAGUGGGUUGCGACUUGCGAGAAUCGUUCGACGUGAGGGGAAGAAACGAGGAGGGAACGCCAACCAAC